AUGGGCAUCUCGGGUCUCCUCCCACUGCUCAAAUCUAUACAGCGUCCGACCGAGCUGAAGAAGUAUGCUGGGGAAACCUUUGGGGUGGACGGCUAUGGCUGGCUCCACCGUGGUGCCGUUGCCUGCGCCAUUGAACUGGCUCAGGGCAAGCCGACGCGCAAGUACGUGGACUUCGCCAUGCAUCGGGUCAGGAUGUUCAAGUACUUUGGUGUCACCCCAUAUCUCGUGUUCGAUGGGGAUUUCCUUCCCAGCAAAGCCAAGACAGAAGCAUCGCGGGCCAAGCGCCGGGAAGAGAGCAAGAGGGUUGGACUAGAGCUUCUUAGGGCAGGCAAGCCCUCACAGGCUUAUGCCGAACUCCAAAAGGCCAUCGACGUCACUCCGGAGAUGGCUCGUCAUCUGAUCGAGGAGCUCAAGAAGGCCGAUAUCCCGUACGUGGUCGCUCCAUACGAGGCAGACGCUCAGCUGGUCUACCUUGAACGCCAAGGGUUGAUCCGCGGUAUCGUGUCCGAGGAUUCCGACUUGCUGGUCUUCGGCGCGAAGCGUUUGUUGACCAAGCUAGACCAGCACGGCCAGUGUAUCGAGAUCAACCGGAGAGACUUCUGUGCUGUGCGCGAGAUAUCCCUUACCGGUUGGACUGACAGCGAGUUUCGACACAUGGCCAUCUUGAGCGGUUGCGACUACCUGGAAGGCGUCAGCAACAUUGGUCUAAAGACUGCGUACCGCUUGAUUCGGAAGCACAAGACCCCUGAGCGCGUCGUCAGGAUGCUGCGGUUCGACGGAAAGCACCAAAUCCCCGAAAGCUAUCUCGACGAUUUCAAGCAAGCCGAGCUCACCUUUUUGCACCAACGUGUAUUCUGUCCCAAGAAGCGAGACAUUGUUUUGUUGACGGAACCAGACCCGGCGGUCGAUGUCAACGACAUGCCUUUCAUCGGGCCACCAAUAGAAACGGAGAUGGCCAGAUCCAUUGCUGCGGGUGACAUCAACCCCAUCACCAGGCAGCGCAUCGUGGUCCCGCGUUCGCCGGGCAAGAGGAGGAUCAGCCAGGCACUGACUCCGGCCAGCGGACCGCCGAGGAGUCUUGGGAAGCCUAUCACAGAGUUCUUCAAGGAGCGCAAUUCAGGCCGCAUUCCUCUCGGCGAGAUGGAUGCAAACUGCUUCGCAAUCGACCCGAACCAGAACAACGCCGCUGCUAGUGACGCCGGCCCCCGCCCCAUAGUUUUCCCACUUCCGAGACCGUAUGUGGAGGGUGUAGAAGAGCCAGCAAGUCCUGCUCGGUCGUAUUCCAGCAAUGCCCGCGUACUCCGUCGGAAGAGUGAGCCUAUCUCGAAGCUCCUCGGCUUGGAUCAGUUCGAGACUUCGAGAGAUCGUCGCCGGACAACUGGGCCAGUAAUUCAAGUGUACCAAGACCCGGUUUCUUCCAGCAGACCGCCAAAGAAGGCGCGGUUGUGUGAUGAUUCAGCCGUUGAGGAAGGUGGCAGGGUUGCUCUGGAGAAGAGCAAAUUCUUCUCCACAACAAAACAAAAGAAACCCAGCAAGAAGCUGGACCAGCUGCUGAUGUCGGAUGAUUCAGUUGAGGAGGCGUUCCGGAGUCUCCCUGAUUUCGAUUCACGGCGUUCUGAGAAACCUGGCAAACCGGCCGAUGAGUUCGACAUUUUCCGGGAACCGUCUCCUGAAGCACAUAAGGAUGAGCUUCUUUCUGCCGGACGAACGCCGAAGAGCCAGGAGGACAAUGCCGAUGACUCGGUCGAAGUCCCAGCUUCACCCCCUGUACAACACGGACCAGCCGACGAAGGCCAUAUUCCCAAUCCGACAUCGGUGACACCUCUCGGGGGACUUCUCAAGCAGUUUUCGUAUGAGACAGCGAGACCCCGGACCCGAUUCGUCCACUGCCUGCCCACGCCGGCGUCAAGCAUGGAGCCAACAGCGACUCAAAAGAGCCUCAGCCCGCCGAACACACAAACCCCCAUGCUGACUCCCCUGCAGCGGAUCGGAGCCCGGGCACUCGGUCGCGGAAAGUCGUUUGGAUCAACGCCGUCGACCCUGAAGGCACCCAUGCCCAGCAAUAAACCGAAGCAUGUUGAUUCCUUGUCUGUAGAUCCGGCUUUUGUGCCCUUGCCAAAAGCGGAUCUGGAAGAAGUAGAGGCGCUAAACAAGCCCCUAGGGAGUGAGGACCAGCUUAUCCCCGACAGUGACGGGGAGAAUGACACUUUAGAGAAGGACUACGUUAGUGCUGCCUCUAUUUGUAUGUUGUUCUCCCCUCUCUCCCUCGCCUCGCAAGCGGCUGCGCUCCGACGAGUAGGACGAUUGAUUGCUGAUAAGAAGAAGAAGCAGACAAAGGAUCAGGCAAGAGCUGCAAAAAGGGGAAAGCUGGACCCGGACAGCGAACUCAAUCGCAAUGCGAAAGAAGUGCUGGACGAGCGGGCGCGGAACAAGCGUAAGCUUCAAGAGAUGGAAGCCGAGGAGGACAGUGACGCCGGGAUAGAGAAAGAGAAGCCGGGCGAGGGGCUGAAGAAGAAGGUCAAGCUGGACGAGGAGGAGGAAUCGGCGCCCACGAAGCAGAAAAGCACCGAAGAACAACAACACACUGAGGGCGAGAACUCCCUCAAUAAGAAGCAGAAGGCCAAGGAAGAACAUAAGCUGGCUAAGAAGCAAAAGAAAGAGGAGGCCGAAAAGUCCAAAGCGGAGCAUGCUAGAAAGGACGGUAAGGCCGAAAAGGUGCAGAAGAAGGCUAAGACCGCCGCCACCGAGGAAGACACUGCGGAGAAGGAGGCCGAAGAGUCUGCAGCGGAGGAAGCGCCGGCGCAAUUCUCUGCUGAGGAGGCUAAGAGCGAUGCAGACGAGGAAUUGGCGCCUAUCGACAUAUCAGGGCUUGCCAAUGAGAAUGAGGGUUCGUCAGAGGGUUCGUCGGCAGACUCGGCACGAGAGUCACCCAUCUUCGACAGCGAGAAGAAGGCGUCAGGCGAGCCUGCUAAAAAGCCCAAAUACAUCAAGAUUCCCGCCGAUACCACUGCGUUACGCGCUCGCCUCGAAGCCAAGCUCGCUGCCCUUCGCGCAGCUCGCAAAGUCGCUGACGAAGACGGCAAGACUAUCCGCACGCGACAGGAUUUGAUCGAGGCGCGGCGGGAGAAGCAAGCCCAACGGAAGGCGCAAAAGAAGGAGAUGCGCCGGCUAGCCAAGGAGGAAGAGGACAGAAAGCGGGAGGAGGCACUAGCAAGUGCGCGCAACUCGCCCGGCCUCAGCCCCCUCUUUGAGCAAGGCGAUGACCGCGACGCCAACCACUUCGCCUUUGGCCGGCUAGCCUUUUCAGACGGAACCCAGUUCAUGGACGAGGACAAGCGCAAAGAGGUGCUCGAGAAGGAGACAUGGUUGGCGGCUCGCCGACGUGCCGAGGGUGAGAAGGUGCACGACAACGAGUCCCUGCUCAAAAAGGCGCUCAAGCGCAAGGAGAAGGCGAAGAAGAAGUCGGAGCGCGAGUGGAAGGAGCGGACUGAGGGCGUUCAGCAGGCCAUUCAGGAACGCCAGCGCAAGCGCGAAGAGAACAUCCGGAAGCGGCGCGAGGAGAAGCUGGCCAACAAAGGCGGGAAGAAGAAGAACAAGGGCAUUCAAACUAAAAAGAAAAGCCGGCCUGGGUUCGAGGGCGGGUUUGGCGGUGGGAAGAAAUAA
Messenger RNA from Chaetomium strumarium, 3663 nucleotides. RefSeq lists its product as uncharacterized. The coding region runs from base 1 to 3663 and encodes 1220 amino acids. Gene Ontology annotation, cellular component: nucleus. Gene Ontology annotation, biological process: DNA double-strand break processing; DNA recombination; mismatch repair. The record is from RefSeq and is a predicted model, not a curated record. NCBI's taxonomy places the organism in Eukaryota, Fungi, Ascomycota, Sordariomycetes, Sordariales, Chaetomiaceae. The transcript has 9 exons. Gene Ontology annotation, molecular function: metal ion binding; 5'-flap endonuclease activity; DNA binding.